AGCAAAAACACGGCAUGAGCUCGCCAGAAGCCAGCGGUACCGACACAUCUGCCACCUUUUAAUAACCGGACGCUCUUCUCCUCUCCGGUUCACCGACUUUGUAGUGUUCGGGAUGGGUAAGGAGGUGAACGGCGUCUCUCGGAGUCGCUUUGAGAUGUUCUCCAAUAAUGACGAGGCUGUUAUCAACAAGAAGCUGCCGAAGGAACUGUUGUUACGAAUUUUCUCAUUUCUGGAUGUAGUCACACUUUGCCGCUGCGCACAAGUCUCACGAUCUUGGAACGUGUUAGCGCUGGAUGGCAGUAACUGGCAGCGCAUUGACCUCUUUGACUUCCAGAGAGACAUUGAGGGCCGUGUGGUGGAGAACAUCUCAAAACGGUGUGGAGGCUUCCUAAGGAAGUUAAGUCUUAGAGGAUGUCUUGGAGUAGGGGACAGCGCUCUCAGAACUUUUGCCCACAACUGCAGGAAUAUUGAGCUGCUCAGCCUCAAUGGCUGCACCAAGAUCACUGACAGUACCUGUAACAGCUUGAGUAAAUUUUGUCCCAAACUGAAGCACUUGGAUCUUGCCUCCUGCACCUCAAUCACAAACCUGUCCCUCAAAGCUCUGAGCGAGGGCUGUCCAUUGCUAGAGCAGCUGAACAUCUCGUGGUGUGAUCAGGUGACCAAAGACGGCAUACAAGCGCUCGUGAGAUGUUGUCCAGGACUCAAAGGCCUGUUCCUCAAGGGCUGCACACAGUUGGAGGAUGAAGCACUUCAGCAUAUUGGAGCACAUGGUCCAGAGCUGGUCACACUCAAUUUGCAGACGUGUUCACAGAUCACAGAUGAAGGUCUCAUAACCAUCUGUCGCGGGUGCCAUCGGCUGCAGUCUUUAUGCGUGUCGGGAUGUGCAAACAUCACAGACGUGAUUCUCAAUGCCUUGGGCCAAAACUGCCCUCGCCUCAGAAUAUUAGAGGUGGCUCGCUGCUCUCAGCUUACAGAUGUAGGCUUCACCUCACUUGCACGGAAUUGCCAUGAAUUAGAAAAGAUGGAUUUAGAAGAGUGUGUACAGAUUACAGAUGGGACGCUCAUCCAGCUAUCUAUACACUGCCCUCGACUCCAGGUUCUGAGUUUGUCUCACUGCGAGCUUCUCACUGAUGAUGGCAUCAGGCAGCUGGGCAGCGGACCCUGCGCUCACGACCGUCUGGAGGUGAUCGAGCUCGACAACUGCCCGCUCAUCACAGACGCGUCAUUAGAACAUCUGAAGAUCUGCCACAGGCUGGACCGCAUCGAGCUGUACGACUGUCAGCAGAUCACCCGCGCCGGCAUCAAACGCUUGAGGACUCACUUGCCCAACAUUAAAGUUCACGCCUACUUUGCACCUGUGACUCCCCCUCCAUCGGUGGGCGGGAGCCGCCAGAGAUUCUGUCGCUGCUGUAUCCUUCUAUGAUGUUAAAUGGACUGUGCGUCUUGACCUCUCACCCCCUGAUCUACCUAGAGCACAUGCUGGUGUGUCCCUGGGUCAAAUCGGAUGGGAGUGACGGAGAGACAAACCCGACACCCAGUCAUGAGCUUUAAUCAACACUACAGUCCAUUCAAUGACUCUAUACUAGACUUUUAUGGUAAUUAAAGUGGACGACUUAGGGAAUGUGCUACUUGGUUCAUCAAAAACUAUUUGGAGAAGAGAACUAGGGGGCUUUUUUGAAAAAUAGAAGGCCACUACUCAAAUGGACCACCUCAAUUUGAUUGGAGAUCAUGGUAAACAGGAGAUGUUCAUCCGGUAACCAGCUCAUGGAUUCAUGCCUCAUCUAUAACACACGGUAACGGUGGUCUUUAACCUGUGAGCCCCUGAGGAACACACACUCAAACACAUCUCUCACGAUACACACAUAUUCUGUCUUUCUCUCUGUCUGUGCUGCUCAGUGGCUUUUUUUAAACUUGGAGCAGAGACUGAAUGUUUUUUCGAAGCAUGAUUGUCUUCCAAGUCUUGCUUUUUUUUGGGUCUUUACCUGAAAAUCUCUUCAGAAGGGGUCAGAGUUUCAGCUGGCGGUGGAGAUGCAGGGGCAGAUGUGAGGGUAAUGAUUUAGGCUGGAAGUAAAUGAGGCGAGAGGGAAAACGGGAAUUGUAUUGAGCUGAUUGUUGAACGAGCGUCACGCAUGAUAUUACAGCAUCACUAAGCAGAGUAUUUGAAGUGUGUGUGUGUGUGUUUGAGAAAAUCUGUCAUUCGUGACGACUGAGAGAACGGCAGUGGGCUUCAUUCAUGAAACGAGCAGAAUUAAUUUCUCUCUUAAAUCCAUUAGUUACCUAUGGGCACAUUUAACCUGUGGUUUAAGAAAAUAAACACCCUUAAAACACACUUUCUUCACAUUUUCAAUAAGUGUGUGUGUAUGGUUAAUCGCACAUUAGAAAUGAACAUUUCAAUAAAAUAACUAUAAUAAUUUGAGAUUUUCAUAUUGUAAUGCAUAUUUUCACAUCGAAUCUCCAAAUGAAUGCAACUUAAAGAUUGUAUACUUUUAAAUAUUUGUUUAGGAAUCUUUUUUACUCUUAAUGAAGGACAGUAUUAGCAAUACCAUUGUGAAAUUAUUUUUUUCCCCCUAAUUUCUGAGAAUAAAAUAAUUGUUUACCUUUAUAUCAAUUUUUAAUUUGCACAUAAACUCAUGAUAAAUGUCACAUUUAGCUUAAUAUUUAACUGCCUUUUUAUUUGUUCUCAUCUCAUAUGUCAUCUCGGACAAUCAAUGAACAACUCAGAUGUGUGACAAAUAUUAAAUUAUGUUUAUUAUGAAAGAAACUAUGUUUAUAUCAUAAUUCGUUUUAGCUACAUUGCUAAAACUAAUUAAAAAUGUAGUUAAAACUAAAAAUAUUAUUUCUAUGAUGGUUUUUUCUAGUUUUUGAUCAAAAGUCUGGGUCAAUAUGUAUAAACAUUUGAAAAGCAAUAUAAAUGUUUUAGGCAGGAUAGUAGUUACAUUAAUUACAUUCUAAGUUACAUUACAUUUAGCUGACGCUUUUAUCCAAAGCGACUUA
This is a messenger RNA of Carassius auratus (goldfish), 2994 nucleotides long. Its product is annotated as F-box/LRR-repeat protein 20-like. Lineage: Eukaryota; Metazoa; Chordata; Actinopteri; Cypriniformes; Cyprinidae. The transcript has 15 exons. Gene Ontology annotation, cellular component: SCF ubiquitin ligase complex. The coding region runs from base 113 to 1423 and encodes 436 amino acids. The record is from RefSeq and is a predicted model, not a curated record. Gene Ontology annotation, molecular function: protein binding. Gene Ontology annotation, biological process: SCF-dependent proteasomal ubiquitin-dependent protein catabolic process.